AAGAGCUGAAGGGAACAGACAUUAUUAGUGCACAUAAGAUGUGCCAAGAUGAUGCCACACUGUGGUGGAGCAGGUGAGACCUAAAAAUGAGAUACAUUGUCCAUAAAUUACUAUUAGAAACACCCAAAAAUAUAUUGUUUUCUUUUUAUGUUUUUUUUUUUUACAUUUAUUGAAUACGUUUUAAGAAAUAGAAGCUCCAUAACAAAAAGCUAGACAACAGAAGAAACAGCACCUACAUCAUUACUGUCAAGCAAUCUUGAUUCUAUUAUUAUGCAAAUGAGUAACAUGACCAAACCAACAUGCACUCACCAGUGUUACAUGACCUACAUUUGCAUAAUUGAACCUGAUCGACUCAAGCAUGAUGCAAUAACACUUGGUUGUCAGAUCCACUUUCACUGACUUUUACAGCUUUAUAUCUAAAAAAAUUGUUUGGGCAAAAAACACUUUCACGCUGUGACCUCCGAAGCAGAACCUGAAAUAGGUUAUUAUGGUGUCAGUAUAGCAAUAAUAUCUUGAAAUAAUGAAAUCUUAAGACAAAAAAAUGACAGCGUAAAUGUAUUUUAUUUCUUACAGCUCAGGGCUUUCAUAAAAUAUUUUCUUUUAGGGUUUUGAAUUGCAAAUACUGUUAAGACACAAAUAAUAUCUUAUAGGUUUCCUUAUUUUAAAAAAUCCUAGCAGUAAGAUAAAAGUUUAUAUAUUAACAUACAUAAGAGCAAAACACAUUUGUGUAGAUAGUCAGAUCUUGGCUCAUACUGUGAAAAAGGUUUUUGCAGUGCUUUCUUUUGCCAUUAGAUGGCGUUACAGAUUUAGAGCAGGAAAAAACCCUCCUGAAUCUUAUUUCUUAUUUUACAAUUUUUACAAUUCUUAUUUUACAUUGUAAAUGUAGAUAUACCAAGUCCUUAUACUGACAUGAUCAGUGAUGGAGUAAUCUGGUCUUAAUUUGUGCUUAAUUCACUAAAGAGCUCUCAUUUUUUAAUAGAAAUGUGGUGUCUUAGCUUGUGCUGUUUUUCAGUGAUGACAGAUGUUUCCUUCUGAGUUUCCACUUCUAAGAAAGCUUUGGGUUAAUAUAUGGCAGUGUGAUGGUCUAAUUAACUGAUCCUUCACACCCUGUUUUCCAACAUGUCCAGAAAUGCUCAGCAUCUCUGAUCAUCAUAUACAGCCUGGUUAAAGAAAGAAAGAACACCAAAGUAUAAAGAUUGAGAGAGCUCGUUGUCCAAACAGACAUUCAAGACUGACAGGAAUGGACUCGUAGCAGAACACUGAGUGGACUUUUUGACAGUGCAACAGUGUUGAAGUAUCUUAGAUGUAGGAAUUCUCAAUAUUCAUUGCAAGAAAAGCCUUUGUUAGGCUAGAAAACAUCUGACAUGAUGGUCUCUUUUCAUCGGUUAUGUGUUUUGUAUGAAAUAAAAUGACCUAUUAAAUUAACAAUCAUCUUCGAGGACGGAUAUAUGGAUCUUAACAGAUAAACAAUUGUUGAAAUAUGUACUGUAUGUAGUGCAUUGCUGGAAAGGUCUUUGUUGAUUCUACACUUCAGCAGGUGGCCAUUUUGAACUGAAUGAAAGCUAGAGACAGGGUGUGGCUAUGUGUGACACCAUAAUUGUACUAUUGUCUCUUUUUAUACUCUUUUUGUCCAAAUCCUUACAGUAUUAAGAAACAUAUCACAGCUAUGAAGGCAUCAUAUUCUCAAUUAUGCAUGUUUUCUUUCUUUUUUCUAUGCAUAAUUAUUAGGUGUCAUGUCUUAAUCUGCUCUUGAAUUUGCUCUCAAAUUUCCAUCCCACCAAUUUUCUGCAACUGAAUAAGUGCACAUGAAGCAAAAAAGAAGAAAAGUGAAAAGGGAGAAGUGUCAAGGUUUAAUGUUGUUUCGCUAAAUGUAUGUCCAUGUCCCUGACUAACACGUUUGUAUCCACACCCACAAUCUGGUUUUAACCAAUCAGAAAUGCUCUUCCAUUAGCUUGCUUGAGGAAUUUCUUUAUGCUUAUGCUCGCGAGAAGUGCAGACACACACACACACACACACACACACACGCACACACACGCCAUCAUGACCAUCAUCAUCAACAUUAUCAUCAAGGCUGAUCACCACUCUGGAGAUGUAAUGGCGUUGCCUUAUAGACUGCGCGCGGGUAUAAGAAGCAUCAAUUAAGCGUCAUAGUGUAUUUAAGAGGCAGCGCGCGCUGCACAUUGCGCACAUCAUACGCGUCUGUGUGCAAGAAUAAAGGACGUUUUCCCCCCCAUAUCUAAUCAAGCGAGUUAAAUAGGCAAUAGGGAAUUAGAUCCAGACCGAUUUGAAUGGAAAAAGUGUUUUUUUCUUCUUCCUGCAUUUUUGUUUGCAUUGCCAGAUCUCUGGCAUGACGCACGAGUGGUGACUACGUGUCGGUUCAUCGAGCUCUCAGCACCGAAUUCGGGUUUAACGUGUGGCACGGUUUAGAUGCUGCCUGUCAUUUGACGCGCUCUUUACGUGGAUUAUAUUUGCAUGCUAAGUUUUCUGUUUGGUCAGGUUUCUAUACCUAGGAUGGAGUGAAACAGGGCAGCCCGCGAGGUAAGGAGAGCAAAUCAGAUCCGCUGCGAUCAAGCGCGCGAGGCUUUUUUUUUUUUUUGGUAUUCAUUGUGAAAGAAAAAAAAAAAACAGUGAUGGAAACUGUGAAUCACAGCAAGCGGGAUCGUUGUCAUUUUUCUGAUGCUUGUUGACUCCGAUGCCAGUAACCUGUUGGAUAUACCCGCAUGUCUAGGAUGGCUCGUUUCGGCGACGACGCGUCUGGGCGCUAUGGACCUGCACCGGGCGCGGGGAGAGGAGGUGCGCGGCCGGGAGGCGCACCGGGCACUCAGAGGCUCUACAAGCAGUCGAUGGCUCAGAGAGCCCGGACAAUGGCUUUGUAUAACCCUAAGCAGACUAAGCAGAAUUGCUUCACUGUCAACCGCUCGCUGUUCAUCUUCAGCGAGGACAACGUGAUCCGGAAAUACGCCAAGAGGAUCACCGAGUGGCCUCCAUUUGAAUACAUGAUCCUUGCAACCAUCAUUGCCAACUGUAUUGUACUGGCGUUGGAGCAACAUCUGCCGGUUAAUGACAAGACACCCAUGUCAGAACGCCUGGACGACACAGAGCAUUACUUUAUCGGGAUAUUCUGUUUCGAGGCUGGCAUUAAGAUCAUCGCCCUGGGCUUUGUCUUUCACAAAGACUCCUACCUUCGUAACGGCUGGAACGUAAUGGACUUCGUGGUUGUCCUCACCGGGAUUUUGGCCAAGGUGGGUUCGGAUUUUGACUUAAGGACACUGCGGGCUGUACGAGUGCUGAGACCUCUCAAACUGGUGUCAGGAAUCCCUAGUCUACAGGUGGUGUUGAAGUCCAUAAUGAAGGCCAUGGUUCCUCUGCUGCAGAUCGGCUUGCUGCUCUUCUUUGCCAUUGUCAUGUUCGCCAUUAUAGGAGUGGAACUCUACAUGGGCAAGUUUCAGAAGGCAUGCUUCAAACAGGGCACAGAGGAGCUUGCUGCUGAUUACCCAUGUGGCCCGGAUUCUCCAUCUAGGCUGUGUCCCAAUGGCACAGAGUGUAGAAUAGGCAGCGCGUGGAAAGGGCCAAACUACGGCAUCACUAACUUUGACAACAUCUUGUUCGCCAUACUCACUGUUUUCCAGUGCAUCACCAUGGAAGGAUGGACCGAUAUCCUUUACGACACCAAUGAUGCCUUGGGCAACACAUGGAACUGGAUGUACUUCAUCCCCCUCAUCAUCAUCGGCUCCUUCUUCAUGCUCAACCUAGUGCUGGGUGUCUUAUCAGGAGAAUUUGCCAAGGAAAGAGAACGUGUAGAGAAGAGACAGGAGUUUCUGAAGCUACGCAGGCAACAACAAAUUGAGAGAGAGUUGACUGGCUACCUGGAGUGGAUAUGUAAAGCAGAGGAGGUGCUGCUGGCAGAGGAAGACCAGAAUGCAGAAGAGAAAUCUCCACUGGAUGGAGCGUGGUACAAGAGGAAACAGAACAAUCCGGUGUUGAAAAGAGCAAAGGUCAAGAAGGGGAAGAAUGACCUCAUCAGUGCCGAAGAGGGUGAGGAACACUUUACAGACAUUUCUUCAGUUGCACCCCCUGGAUCUCCCUUUGCCCGGGCCAGCCUGAAAAGCAACAAGAACGAAAGCUCAUCAUACUUCCGCCGCAAGGAGAAACGAGCGCGCUUCUUCAUUCGCCGCAUGGUGAAAGCCCAAAGCUUCUACUGGAUUGUUUUGUGCAUAGUGGGCUUGAACACGCUUUGCGUGGCCAUGGUUCACUACGACCAGCCUAAGGGGCUCACCAAAGCACUCUGUUGGGCAGAGUUUGUGUUCCUGGGUCUGUUUCUAUGCGAGAUGACGUUGAAGAUGUACGGCCUGGGGCCCAGGAACUACUUUCACUCCUCAUUCAACUGCUUUGACUUUGGGGUCAUUGUGGGGAGUAUAUUUGAGGUGGUGUUGGCAACCAGCCAAAAUGGAGCCUCUUUCGGUAUUAGCGUCUUGAGGGCUCUACGCUUGCUCCGAAUAUUUAAAGUGACCAAGUAUUGGAACUCUCUGAGGAAUCUGGUGGUGUCUCUGCUCAACUCAAUGAAAUCCAUUAUCAGCUUGCUCUUCCUCCUCUUCCUCUUUAUUGUGGUCUUUGCUUUGCUGGGCAUGCAGCUCUUUGGAGGACAGUUUAAUUUUGAUAACGAAACACCUACUACCAAUUUUGACAACUUCCCUUCUGCCAUAAUGACCGUAUUUCAGAUUUUGACAGGAGAAGACUGGAAUGCCGUGAUGUAUCAUGGGAUUGAGUCUCAGGGCGGCGUCCCGCUUGGGAUGUUCUCCUCCGUUUACUUCAUCAUUCUUACUCUCUUUGGAAACUACACUCUUCUUAAUGUGUUCUUGGCUAUCGCUGUCGAUAACCUUGCCAAUGCUCAGGAGCUGACAAAGGAUGAAGAGGAGCAAGAGGAAGCAGCCAAAAAGAGCAUAGCACUGCAGAAGGCCAUGGAGGUGAAGGAGGUUAGCCCGAUGUCAGCAGCUAACAUUUCCAUCGCAGCUUUUGUAAAGCAAAAUCGAGAUGUGCUCUCUCGCAGCUCUUCCGUCAGCAGCGUUCACUCACUCAAAGAGCAGACGCGCUCACUCCAGAAAAUGUCUAUCUGGGAGCAGCGCACUUCACAGCUACGUCGCCACAACCUGCGCAACAGCAGUGAAGCACUGUACAGCGAACUGGAGCCGGAAGAUCGGCUGCGCAUGUCCUCAGCGCUACACCUGCGGCCCGAUAUGAAGGCGCACCACGAUCGGCCCUUGCUGGUGGAUAAAUCGCACCCACCGGAUGGCACGGACACCCUCGAGGAGGCACCUGCAAACAAACACCACCGGUGCCGUGGAGAGAACCGAGAGUCUGUAGAAGGACGCCGACAUCGGCACCAUCGUGGCAGUGAACACAGAGGGCACCAGGAUGGAGGACACAGGAACCAGACAGAGGAUUGUGAUGAUGACAGGGAGCACCAUCACCACCAUUCUCACCGCUCCCGUGAGACUGAUGGUGAUAGCAGUAAUGGAGUGAAAGGAGAGAGAAAUCUGAGAGGCCACAGAGAGGGUGAAGCAGGAAAUGGUGAGAGGAGGAGACACAGGCCUCGCAUCAAAGCUCAAACCACACUUGACAAGGAGGAGAACAGGGACAACAAAGAGAGAGAUACUCCAAGCCACAGGGACAGGCUUAAUGAUGCAGAGGGUGAUGGCUUGAGCUUGAGUCCUGUCCCCUCUCCUACUGAGAGACAAGAGGAUUCGGAUAACCUUAAAAACAGCACCAAGGCUAGAUCAACAGCAGUCAGCAUCCCUGUUACGGUCACUGCCCCACCAGGAGACACCACCAUCAUUCCCAUGAAUAACAUAGAUGGUGAGCGCCUUCUCCUGAAUGAGGAAAAGAAGGAUCUGGAUGAGCUGAAUCAGAACGCUCCAAAACGCAUCUUACCCUACAGCUCUAUGUUUGUGUUUGGUCAGUCCAAUCCCGUACGAAGGUUGUGUCACUAUGUGGUGAACUUGCGUUACUUUGAGAUGUGCAUUCUCGUUGUGAUUACCAUGAGCAGCAUCGCACUGGCUGCUGAAGACCCUGUGAAUACUACUGCUUUUCGGAACAAUGUGCUAAAAUACUUAGAUUACAUCUUUACCGGCGUGUUCACAUUUGAAAUGGUGAUAAAGAUGAUUGACCUCGGACUGCUUCUCCACCCCGGCUCCUACUUCAGAGACCUGUGGAAUAUUCUAGACUUCAUUGUGGUCAGCGGUGCCCUGGUGGCUUUUGCCUGCACGAGCUUCAUGGGAGGGACCAAAGGCAAGGACAUCAACACCAUCAAAUCCCUCAGGGUCCUCCGUGUGCUCCGGCCUCUGAAGACCAUCAAAAGGCUACCUAAACUAAAGGCUGUGUUCGACUGUGUGGUGAACUCUCUGAAGAACGUGCUUAACAUCCUCAUCGUCUACAUCCUCUUCAUGUUCAUCUUUGCCGUUAUCGCCGUGCAGCUCUUCAAGGGAAAAUUCUUCUACUGCACAGACGAAUCUAAAGCUACUGAGAAGGACUGCAGAGGUCAGUUUCUGGAUUACGAUGGAGACAAAGUGGAAGCCAAGGCACGUGUAUGGAAGAAAUAUGAUUUUCACUAUGACAACGUGCUGUGGGCUUUCCUCACUCUCUUCACCGUUUCCACAGGAGAGGGUUGGCCUAUGGUGCUGAAACAUUCUGUAGAUGCCACUCAUGAAGACCAUGGCCCAAGCCCAGGCUUCCGCAUGGAGAUGUCCAUCUUUUAUGUGGUCUACUUUGUGGUCUUCCCGUUUUUCUUCGUCAACAUUUUCGUAGCCUUGAUCAUCAUCACGUUCCAGGAGCAAGGGGACAAAGCCAUGUCUGAGUGCAGCUUGGAGAAGAAUGAGCGGGCAUGCAUUGACUUUGCCAUUAAUGCCAAGCCCCUGACUCGCUACAUGCCUCAGGAUAAGCAGUCCUUCCAGUACAAGAUGUGGAAGUUUGUGGUUUCAACACCGUUUGAAUAUUCCAUCCUGACUAUGAUCGCAAUCAAUACUGUGGUUCUCAUGAUGAAGUUUAGUACCGCUUCGAAGCCUUAUGAAGACAUGCUGAAGUGGCUGAACAUCAUCUUCACUGCCCUUUUUACCCUGGAAUGUAUCCUGAAGAUCAUCGCUUUUGGGCUGCUGAACUAUCUAAAGGAAGCCUGGAACAUAUUCGAUUUUGUAACAGUACUGGGCAGUAUCACUGACAUCCUGGUCACUGAAAUUAUGACGCAGAACAAGCUGAUCAAUCUUAGCUUUCUGAGGCUGUUUCGAGCUGCUCGUCUCAUCAAACUCCUGAGACAAGGCUACACCAUCCGUAUCCUGCUCUGGACCUUUGUCCAGUCAUUUAAGGCACUGCCAUAUGUGUGUCUGCUCAUUGCCAUGCUCUUCUUUAUCUACGCCAUCAUUGGGAUGCAGGUGUUUGGAAACAUUGAGUUAAGCUAUGAUUCAGCAAUCAAUCAUCACAACAACUUCCAGACCUUCUUUCAGGCACUCAUGCUACUCUUCAGAAGUGCCACAGGCGAGGCGUGGCAUGACAUUAUGCUGUCAUGUUUGGGUGGCAAGAAAUGUGACAAGCUCUCAGGUUCCAAUGACAAUGGGUGUGGCAGUGAUUUUGCAUACUUCUAUUUUGUCUCCUUCAUCUUCCUCUGCUCCUUCCUGAUGCUAAAUUUGUUCGUGGCUGUCAUCAUGGACAACUUUGAGUACUUGACGCGAGAUGCUUCCAUCCUCGGUCCUCACCAUCUGGAUGAGUUCAUCCGCGUCUGGGCAGAUUACGACCCUGCUGCCUGUGGGCGCAUAUCCUACCUCGAUAUGUACGAAAUGCUGCGUCACAUGUCCCCUCCGCUAGGUUUGGGAAAGAAAUGUCCAUCACGAGUUGCCUACAAGCGCUUGGUGAGGAUGAACAUGCCCAUUGCUGAUGACAACACAGUCCACUUCACAUCCACGCUGAUGGCUCUCAUACGCACCGCCCUGGAUAUCAAACUGGCAUCAGGUGUUCUUGCCCAGUGUCUCUGUGAUGCUGACUUGAAGAGGGAGAUAAAUAAAGUGUGGCCCAACCUGUCAUCCAAAACCGUGGACUUGCUGGUGACACCCCAUAAACAUAACGAGUUGACGGUUGGGAAAGUGUAUGCUGCGCUGAUGAUCUUUGAUUACUACAAGCAGAAUCGAGCCAAAAGACUCCAGGAGCAGCAGUCCACUUCCGGAGCACUGGGUAAAAUGGGGUCUCUGUUCAAGCCCAUGUUGCCCCUCACUCACAUACAUGAUCAAGAGCCAUCACUCAGGAGUGGCAAACUGCAACCUCCUUCCCAAACCGAUUCAUCUCCACAUCCAGAAUUUAUGCCCACAACCCCUCUCUUGACCAACGGGGAGCCAGCAAAAAGCAGUACCAUGAAGAUUUCUCAUUCGGCAGAGACGCUUCAGGAGGGCAAGAAUUCUGUCUAUUCAGAAGAUGUGCCAAAAACUGAAUCUCAGGAAUUAGUAGAGAUGACGGAUAUGGAGAAUAAUUCUGAUGUAGUGGGUUUCUCCACACUGGAGGGCCACGGGAGGGCAGCCUCAAUGCCCAGACUUAGUGCAGGCUUCCAGCGGAGCCAGUUGCGCCACACCACCGGGAUGUACCUAGCACCCAUCACGGACAGCAGUCCCAUGCGGCGUUCAGCCUCUUCUUUGGCUUCUCAGAGAGGAGGAACAGAGUUGAAUUUGAGGGACUAUACGUUGGAGCGGCCCCCGGCAGCACAGACUCAGGAGAAAGAAAGAGACAAAGUGCACCAACAUCACCAUCAUCAUCAUCAUCGAUGUCACCGCCGCCGAGACAAGAAGCAUAAAUCCCUUGACCGAGCUAUCAGUGAAGAACAGCCUGCCUCUUUGGAUCCAGCACCGGAUCUAAUCACUGAUCCGCGGGAUCGAGCACGUGAAUGGGACAGAGACCGAGGUCGCUCUCAAGAGCGGAAGCACCACUCGUCCUCUGCCCCAGAUAGAAAGCAACGUUACUAUUCCUGUGAUCGUUAUGGAAACAGAGAGCACUUUCACAGCCGAUCACCUGGGCCAAGCAGAUCGACAUCACCCGGAGAUCCACAAGAACCCAACAGAUUCAAAACGGGUGUUAACUCAGCUAAGGGUAGCUCGAUGGUCUUUACCUCAGGCACCAGUACACCAUGCCGUGGACGAAGACAGCUCCCUCAGACACCGCUCACCCCAAGGCCUGCAGUGGCCUUUAAGUCUACCAGCUCUUCUCCAUUGCAGAUGGCUGCCACACGCUCAUCCGGGCCAGUCCCCACCUACCUGAGUCGAGGGCAGUCAGAGCACGAUGCCUUGCUCGGCAUCACUCACCAACCAUCUCCUGUGCCUGUUACUCGAAUCGGAUCUGACCCCAACCUCGGCCCCCUGCAGCGAGACCCACACCUGUCAGAGGCCGAAGAUUUCCACGAUGCUUUGAGCACCUACAGCUCAGGACGUUUUCCAAGAACAGUCUCUGCCACCCAUUCAUCCACAGGGGCGGUGCCAUCCAUGCUUCAGCAGAGUCAGAGUGGAGUACCUAACGGGUACCACUUUACCCUUGGAGUUAGUACAUCUCUGGGCUCCAGUACCAGGAUUUCCCCAAGCUAUCAUGAUACAGAUAAAGAUGACUGGUGCUGAUGAAAUGGUAACCAAUAUAUGUCUUAAACGUAUCUUUAAAAUGUGCAGGAUGAGUUUUAUCAUCUUUGCCUCAAGAUAGUCAUACAUUUGGGUCAUGACUGUGUGAAGGUAGAAUGGAAUCCUGAGGCGCUCUAGACGACGGGUUGUGUUAAAUUUUUUCAUGAACGUGGUAUGACGAUAUUCCUUCUUGUCAGUCUCUCGAUACAGUUUGUGAAAAUAUGAGUGCCAUGAUGAAUUUGAUAAAGCAAGGUGAGCUCUGUCUGCCACUGAAGAGGAGAAAUAGUUCAGCAAUGCCCUCUGCUCUCUGAAAUCAAAUGAAUAGGGCUAAACUCGGCAGAGGGCAGAGAGAUACAGCCAUGUUUGAUUAGAAAGCACAAUCUAUAAUGGAAGUGCAGGACUUCUGCUCAUCUAUAUGGUAUUGUUAAGAACCUGGACCUCUCUUUAUGUCUUUAAAAAAAACAAAACAUAAAUCCUUGGUUUUGUCCAGGUUCUUAAUCUUCAUAUUUUUCCCCUGCUGCUGCUUCAAGCUGUUUCUUCCUCUUGAAAGUGGCACAGAUAUAAUGGUCCCAGUAGCUAAAUUGUAAUUUGUUUUAUAAGAGAUUGCAGUAGAGUGAGCAUCUAUUAACAGUGUUCUUUUUUUUUUUGUACCUUGUACAUGAAGUGUGUAGCUGGGUAUCCUGUAAGGUCUACUCUUUUUAAAAAAAAUAAUAAAAUCAAAUAAAAUUACCCUCAAGUGGUAAACUACCAAGUGCCUAACCUUUGAGGUUAACUACUGUAUGAGUAUGAUGUACCAUGAGGCAUUAUUAACCUGAGAAAGGCAAAUACUGGAUACUGUACAUUGUAGGUAAAAUGUCACAGAUAUUUGUUCUUUAUAUUUAUCACAGCAUGUUAUGAAGACAGAGAUUAUGACGUUGCACAAAAGAGAGAAUAUAAGUGAGAUUUUUUUAUAGAUGUUUGUCUGAAAGUAUGGCACGUGAGUAAAAAAAAUCUGUAAGCUGCAGGGACGAUAGCAUCGAAAACGUAGCUUCAAGAAGGUACUGUAACUAUGAACUAUAAGGAAUUGAAUGACGCUGAAAAACGUUUUCACUAUGUCUGGAUCGAAUGCAUGUUGGGAGAUUCUACACUUGGUGUUGGUGUUGUUGUAACUGCAUUGUGUGAUGUACAAUUUUAUUUUGCCAAAGAGUACAUGGUGAGCUCUUGCCUUUCUAGUAUUAGACUGAUUUAAUUACAUGGAGUCAAGAAAGACAUGAUACAUUUCGGUAGGAAUAUAAAAUAACAUUCCGAAAAAUCUAUAUAUUUCAGUAAAAUCAUGUCCGUUUUGAUCAUACUAUCAAAUUUAACAUAUUACUGUACCCUUUCAUAGUAAAGAAGGAAGAUGUGGUUCUUUGGUAACAUUUGGGUGACUUUGAUAGCUUCCAAACAUCGUCAUCAAAUCAUUGUAUAAGACAAAAUAAUAUUUAUUUGUAACACAUGCUCACAAGCCACUCUAAUAAGAACAUCUGUACAACUGAACCUUCAAGCAGUUUUCCAUUCAGCCAAUCGUGUGACAGGUCAAGAGAUUUAGUUAAAGUUGACUAAAUAUCUACUUGAUAUUUAGUCAAUAUUUAGUAAAAUAUCUACUUGAGGGAAAAAAAAUCUCUGAGUGACCUGGCUUGGUUGUUGGUGCUGGACAGGUUUGAGUAUUUCAGGAGUUGCUGAACCUCUAAUAUUUUCAUGUGCACAACCCUCUCUAAAAAUACACAGAACCAUUUGAAUAUAUCUAGUGACAGAUCUGUAGUUUUUAAUGUCUCGUUGAUGAAAGAGGUCAGAAGAGAAAGCCUAUGGUACUAUGAAGCAGUGGGGCUACAGCCAAGAACAGGGAUCUAAUGCUAAAGUGGAUACAUACAGAAACAAGACAGCUGAAAAUUUGAGCAACCUUGUCUAUGGUUUUAACAAUAUUCAGCUGUCUAGUUUUGGUGAUUCUGUACUUGCUGUAACCUCAGAUUUUUGUUCUUUCGAUAACAGGAGUGGAAGCUGAUGUAGGUUUCUGCUGUUGUAGGACACCAGACUCAAGACUUAACAUGUUUUGUAUUCUGGGAUGCUUUUCAGCAUGGUUGUAGUGAUUAUUAGUUACCUUAGCAUUCAUUUCUACCAGGAGAGCGUCCCUCACUUUCUCCAGAACACCACAAGUCAAACUACACUUACAGCAAAGCCACAAAGUCACCGAGAUGACAUUUCUCCCUAGUUCUAAUGCAUGAUGUGAACAUUAGAUUAGAUUAGAUUAGAUUAGAUUCAACUUUAUUAUCAUUAAACUUGUACAAGUACAAGGCAACGAAAUGCAGUUUAGGUCUAACCAGAGUGCAAUAGCAGCAAGUGCAGGAUAUACAGUUUUUACAAGAUUUA
Molecule: messenger RNA, 12017 nt
Organism: Tachysurus fulvidraco (yellow catfish)
Lineage: Eukaryota; Metazoa; Chordata; Actinopteri; Siluriformes; Bagridae
Gene: cacna1bb
Product: calcium channel, voltage-dependent, N type, alpha 1B subunit, b
Exons: 50
Coding region: 2721-9635 (2304 amino acids)
Biological process (GO): calcium ion import across plasma membrane; chemical synaptic transmission
Cellular component (GO): voltage-gated calcium channel complex; membrane; neuronal cell body
Molecular function (GO): high voltage-gated calcium channel activity
Source: RefSeq, a predicted model, not a curated record